AUGGGCCGAAUUGGACCGGGCGGCUUUCUCUCUUCUUUCCUGCUGUUCUGGGGACGACGCAAAGCGAAGCGUUUGAAUGGUGGCGACCCCAUGGCCACCACCGCCGCCGCCUCCUCCUCCGGCAGCGGCGGCUGCCUCCUACAUGGAGGUCACGCAGGCUUUUGCGGAAGCGCUGCGCUCGUGCAGUGCACGCGGCGUGCUCUCCGGCGCCCGCGCGCUGCACGGCCGCCUCGUCGCCGUGGGCCUCGCGUCCGCUGUCUUCCUCCAGAACACGCUCCUCCACGCCUACCUAUCCUGCGGAGCCCUCCCCGACGCCCGACGCCUGCUGCUGGCGGACAUCGCAAGCCCCAACGUCAUCACACACAACGUCAUGCUCAAUGGGUACGCCAAGCUCGGGCGCCUGAGCGAUGCCGUGGAGCUGUUCGAUAGAAUGCCCGCCAAAGAUGUGGCCUCGUGGAACACGCUCAUGUCCGGAUACUUUCAGAGCCGGCACUACUUGGAUGCUCUCGAAACCUUUCAGUCCAUGCACCAAAGCGGGGAUUCGUCGCCAAAUGCAUUCACAUUCAGUUGUGCCAUGAAGUCUUGUGGUGCCCUUGGAUGGCACGGUUUGGCACUGCAGCUUCUUGGGAUGGUUCAGAAGUUCGAUUCCCAGUAUGACAGUGAAGUAGCAGCUUCCCUUGUGGACAUGUUUGUGAGAUGCGGAGCUGUGGAUUUAGCUUCAAGGUUGUCUGUUUGCGUAGAAAACCCCACUAUUUUCUGCCGGAACAGUAUGCUGGUGGGGUAUGCCAAGACAUAUGGUGUUGACUGUGCUCUCGAGCUUUUUGAUAGCAUGCCUGAACGAGAUGUUGUUUCAUGGAACAUGAUGGUGUCAGCAUUAUCUCAGAGUGGACGAGUCAGAGAAGCCCUUGAUAUGGUUGUAGAGAUGUACAGCAAAGGCGUGCGUCUUGAUUCAACAACGUACACUAGUUCUCUUACUGCAUGUGCCAGAUUGUCUUCUUUGGGAUGGGGUAAACAGCUCCAUGCUCAGGUGAUUCGGAACCUACCCCGCAUUGAUCCAUAUGUUGCUAGUGCUCUUGUUGAGCUAUAUGCAAAAAGUGGCUGUUUCAAGGAAGCUAAGGCGGUGUUCAACUCUUUACGUGAUCGUAAUAGCGUGGCAUGGACAGUUCUCGUAUCUGGAUUCUUGCAGUAUGGAUGUUUCACUGAAUCUGUUGAGUUGUUCAACCAGAUGAGAGCUGAGUUGAUGACACUUGAUCAAUUUGCAUUGGCAACUCUUAUAAGUGGCUGCUGCAGCAGGAUGGAUUUGUGCCUCGGGAGGCAACUGCAUUCACUUUGUCUGAAAAGUGGGCAGAUCCAAGCUGUUGUCGUCUCCAAUUCUCUGAUCUCUAUGUAUGCAAAGUGUGGUAAUCUCCAAAGUGCUGAACUUAUAUUCAGAUUUAUGAAUGAGAGGGACAUUGUAUCAUGGACAAGCAUGAUUACUGCAUAUUCUCAAGUAGGGAACAUCACGAAAGCUCGCCAGUUCUUUGAUGGCAUGUCCACAAAAAAUGUAAUUACAUGGAAUGCUAUGUUGGGCGCAUAUAUACAACAUGGAGCUGAGGAAGAUGGCCUCAAGAUGUAUAGUGCUAUGCUAAGUGAGAAGGAUCUCAGACCUGACUGGGUUACCUAUGUCACAUUGUUCAAAGGCUGUGCAGAUUUAGGUGCAAGUAAACUUGGAGAUCAGAUAAUUGGUGGCACUGUAAAGGUUGGUCUCUUCUUAGACACAUAUGUUGCGAAUGCAGUUAUUACAAUGUAUUCCAAGUGCGGAAGGAUAUUAGAAGCUCGAAAAGUAUUCGACUUCCUGAAUGGGAAGGAUCUUGUAUCUUGGAAUGCCAUGAUCACUGGUUAUUCACAGCAUGGCAUGGGAAAGCAAGCCAUUGAGAUUUUUGACGACAUGCUGAAAAGAGGUGCAAAGCCAGACUACAUAAGCUAUGUUGCAGUUCUGUCAGGCUGUAGCCACUCUGGACUCGUGCAGGAGAGUAAAUCUUAUUUUGAUAUGAUGAAGAGGGUCCAUAACAUAUCACCUGGACUGGAACACUUCUCAUGCAUGGUAGAUCUACUUGGACGCUCAGGGCACCUGACAGAAGCCAAAGAUCUCAUUGACAAGAUGCCCAUGAAACCAACCGCUGAGGUUUGGGGAGCUCUUCUUAGCGCCUGCAAGAUACAUGGGAACAAUGAGCUCGCUGAACUUGCAGCGAAGCACUUGUUUGAGCUGGACUCACCUGAUUCUGGGAGCUACAUGCUUAUGGCCAAGAUCUAUGCCGAUGCUGGGAAAUCAGAUGAUUCCGCACAGGUCAGGAAGCUGAUGAGGGACAAGGGGAUCAAGAAGAACCCGGGUUACAGCUGGAUGGAGGUUGACAACAAGGUCCACGUCUUCAAAGCAGAUGAUGUGAGCCAUCCACAGGUGAUUGCGAUCAGGAACAAGUUGGAUAAGCUCAUGGAGAAGAUUGUGGCCCUAGGGUACGUGAGGACCGAGUCCCCGCGCUCAGAGAUUCACCACAGCGAGAAGCUGGCUGUGGCAUUUGGGAUCAUGAGCUUGCCCGACUGGAUGCCGAUCCACAUUAUGAAGAACCUGCGGAUUUGUGGUGACUGCCACACAGUGAUCAAGUUGAUAUCGUCCGUUACCGGCCGGGAGUUUGUGAUUCGGGAUGCCGUUCGAUUCCACCACUUCAAAGAUGGUUCCUGCUCUUGCAGGGACUACUGGUGAGCGGUGACCGAUGACAACUGAUUCGUGCGUAGUUCUUUUUUUAGCCCAGCAUAUUGGUUGAAGAGAGCGAUAAUAGAAUAUCAAAAGAUUUCCUUGCCAUUUCUGUUCCACGAUAGAAUCGUCCAGCCUAAACAGUGAAUUAGAUUAGUAACAAAAGGUGUCCCGUGAAAAAUAACAGUGCGUCGUCAACCCUGAACAGUGGAUUAGAUAAAGGCAGACAACAUGAAAAUAGUGCGUUCAGUACAGGUUCGUCCAAUCCAAGUGGAACAACGUAUGAAAUUGUGAUAUGGAAUACAGCGUGGAUCCAAGCAUUGAUGUCAUCAAUAAAGGGAGACAUGCAUAGAGCAUGGUGAGCCAGUUCUCUGCACAUUACUAACGUUUGGCAAAGUCAAGGGGCAGCAGCACAAGAGAUCAUUCACAUGGACAUGUUAUGCAUUUCAUGGAAUCAAUCACAAGAGUUGAAUCGGAAUUCCCAGAAAAACACAUCCACACAGAUAACUAACAACAUUUUGAAAAAUUGCAGAAGGCUUCGGAGGGCAGCAAGACAAGAAGAAGCUAAGCCACAAGCUGUACAUCGUGUUAAGUCUCUAGAAUGCACCAGGUGCGUCCCUCAUGCUGAUAUUCAGGCUGUUCCUCAUUGUUCUUCGACCGACUCCCAUAUUGCCCUUGGUCAUCAUGGCAACAAACUCUCCAUAGUCAAUGCGGCCAUCCUGGAAAAAUAGAACGAGGUUAGACUACCAUGUCAACGACAUUAACUUUUGUAGCCCUCAAAGAAAUGCCAUUAACUUGUGUAUUGUUACUAACAGAACCAUCAAGCAUUGAUUAAUGAAGCAUCAAAUAAAUGCGUCUGUCUUUAUUGGCGA
Panicum virgatum (switchgrass) is the source of this 3603-nucleotide messenger RNA. RefSeq names its product putative pentatricopeptide repeat-containing protein At3g11460, mitochondrial. The record is from RefSeq and is a predicted model, not a curated record. Lineage: Eukaryota; Viridiplantae; Streptophyta; Magnoliopsida; Poales; Poaceae. Bases 77 to 2740 code for a protein of 887 amino acids. Gene Ontology annotation, molecular function: zinc ion binding; protein binding; RNA binding. The transcript has a single exon. Gene Ontology annotation, biological process: RNA modification.